Messenger RNA from Plodia interpunctella (Indianmeal moth), 864 nucleotides. RefSeq lists its product as uncharacterized. The transcript is spliced from 5 exons. NCBI's taxonomy places the organism in Eukaryota, Metazoa, Arthropoda, Insecta, Lepidoptera, Pyralidae. Bases 213 to 836 code for a protein of 207 amino acids. The record is from RefSeq and is a predicted model, not a curated record.
ACGUACGUCAGUUUGACUUAUCGUGCAGCAUGGGAGAUCUUUGGUCAUUGUGGGAGAAGUAAAUUAACAUUCAAUAAAAGAAUUGUAUAGGUACCUAGUACCUAUUGGGUUUAGAUGCAGUGCAGUGUUUUGAACAUUAAUAAAAGGACGAUCCUAUUUUUAAAUUAGUAUUUAAAAAUAAAACUAGAUUCAAGUGUGAUCAAUCAUUCACCAUGGUAUUCUACUUCACAAGCAGUGUUGUUUCUCCUCCUGUUACAUUAUUUAUGGGUGCUGAUAAACAUGAGAAUGAAGACCUGAUAAAGUGGGGAUGGCCAGAAGAUGUGUGGUUCCAUGUGGACAAAGUUUCAUCAGCUCAUGUAUAUUUACGUUUAACACCUGGCCAGACAAUAGAUGAUAUUCCAAAUUCAGUUCUAGAUGAUGCCUGCCAAUUAGUUAAAGCAAAUUCAAUAUUGGGAAACAAAAUGAAUGACAUAGAUAUUGUGUACACCAUGUGGGCUAACUUGAAAAAAACUGCAGGAAUGGAGGUGGGUCAAGUAGCUUUCCAUAAAGAUAAAGAUGUCAGAAAAGUGAGAGUAGCUAAAAGAAAUAAUGAAAUAGUUAAUAGACUAAAUAAAACAAAAAAAGAAGCUUUCCCAGACUUCAGGCUGGAAAGAGAGUCCAGGGAUAGAGAAGAAAGAGAAGAUAAGAAGAAACUUUUGAGAGAGAAAAAAGAGAAAGAAAAAGAAGAGGAGAAGAAGAAGAAGGAAGAAGCAGAAUUGCGAAGUUAUUCUACAUUGAUGAGAAAGGAAAAUAUGACAACAAAUUAUGAUGGCAAUGAUUCAGAUGAUUUUAUGUGAAAUUUAAAAUAAAGAACUUGGUGAUAUA